Mytilus californianus (California mussel) is the source of this 1710-nucleotide messenger RNA. RefSeq names its product multifunctional protein ADE2-like. Gene Ontology annotation, biological process: 'de novo' IMP biosynthetic process. Bases 1 to 1356 code for a protein of 451 amino acids. Gene Ontology annotation, molecular function: phosphoribosylaminoimidazolesuccinocarboxamide synthase activity. NCBI's taxonomy places the organism in Eukaryota, Metazoa, Mollusca, Bivalvia, Mytilida, Mytilidae. The transcript has 8 exons. The record is from RefSeq and is a predicted model, not a curated record.
AUGAGGUCUACCACGUGGAAUAAAUUAUUUCGCGGGAAAUCGAAUUUGACAAUGGAGGAAAAAGUACCAAGCGAAUACAAGUUGGGUUCUCUGAUUAUCGAAGGUAAAACAAAGAGGGUCUACAACCUUGACAGCCACUCUGGACAUGUUUUGCUGGAAUCCAAAGACAAGAUCACAGCAGGUGAUGGUGACCGGGCACAUGACAUGAAGGGGAAGGCUGCCAUCUCCACAUCAACUACAUCAGCCAUCUUCUCUCUUCUGAAAGAUGUUGGAAUAAAGUCUCAUUUCAUCCAACAAGUUAGCCAAACAGCCAUACUUGCAAGAAAAUGUGAAAUGAUUCCAAUUGAAUGGGUAACCAGAAGAGUAGCAACUGGUUCCUUUCUCAAAAGAAAUGUAGGUGUGAAAGAAGGCUAUAGGUUCUGCCCUCCAAAGCAAGAAACUUUUUUCAAGGAUGAUGCUAACCAUGAUCCUCAGUGGUCAUUUGAACAGUGUGUAGAAGCACAGUUGAAGAUGGGAGGUAUUCUGAUUGGUCCAGAUGAACUAGAUAUAAUGAGAAAGACCACAGUUACUGUGUUUGAGGUCCUAGAGAAAUGUUGGGCUUCAUUGGACUGUAGCUUGAUUGAUAUGAAAAUAGAGUUUGGAAUUGAUUCUCAAACAGGUGAGAUUCUGGUGUCGGAUGUAAUUGACAGUGAUUCUUGGAGGUUAUGGCCAUCUGGUGACAAAAGACUAAUGAAAGACAAACAAGUGUACCGUAACCUUGACAUUGUCACACAGGAAGCACUUGACACAGUGAAGCGCAACUUUGAAUGGGUGGCUGACAAAGUAACAUUAUUAAAUAGAAAACCUAGAGCAAGAGCAGUUGUUAUUAUGGGUUCUGCAACAGAUAUGGCACAUUGUGAAAAGAUAAAGACAGCUUGUACCAAAUAUGGUGUACCAUGUGAAUUGAGAGUGUCGUCUGCUCACAAAGGAACUGAUGCUACCAUGUCAAUAUUGGCUGAAUAUGAAGGAGAGGGAAUUCCAACAGUGUUUAUAGCAGUAGCAGGUAGAAGUAACGGUUUAGGACCAGUAUUAUCUGGUAAUGCUGUGUGGCCUGUAAUCAACUGUCCACCAUUGUCACCAGAUUGGGGAUCACAGGACGUAUGGUCAUCUUUACGACUGCCAUCAGGAUUAGGUUGUAGUACUGUUAUGUCACCUGAAGCAGCAGCUUUAAUGGCUGCCCAAACUCUAUCUCUGAAUGAGCAUGUCAUCUGGAGCAAACUUAGAGCCACACAACUCAAUACAUGGACGGGGUUGAAGUAUGCCGAUAAAAAAGUGAGGGACCAAGCUGUAGCUGUGAAUGGUGUAAAUGGACACUGAUGGUAGGCGUGGUCUGAAAAAAACCUUGCAUGAUAUUUGCAUAAUAAUUGUCAAUGAUCUCAGGGUUGUGAUUUGUCAAAAAUAUAUUAGCUGUAUCUUAGAUUUUACUGUUAAAGACCAAUCAUGACGAUUUUUCAAGAAUUCCCAUCACACAAUUAUCGCUUGUUUAAUUCUAUUAAUAUUUGGAUAAUCAUGGUGCCAUAUUUGACUUGAAGAGUUUAUAAUACAUAGUGCUGAUUGUUAAUACAUCAGAUUUUGAAGUUUGUAUUUUGUUAAUUUUUUUCUAUGAAUAGAUAUAUGCAAAUUUAUGUAUUUUGUAAUUUUGCCAAUAAAAAGAUAUUAAAAUUCCAUAAA